Messenger RNA from Mesocestoides corti, 606 nucleotides. Lineage: Eukaryota; Metazoa; Platyhelminthes; Cestoda; Cyclophyllidea; Mesocestoididae. The record is from the annotation of a GenBank genome assembly.
AUGGAGUCUAGGUUUGCAUUGCAUACUGCUGUCAAGAAAAUUACCGCCAUCAACAGCACGUCCACACAGAAGCCGCCUUCACAACGUCUACAGUCCACAGUCAAUCAAAUUGCUCAACAGAUUGGCAACGCCAAGUUCCACGAAUCACCACUCAGAGCCUGCAAACCACCGAGUGCGUACACCAAUCACAAUGGAGCCACGGACACAUCGUCGACCCAAGGUCGAUUUUUUUCCGCUUUACCUGCAAGCGACGCCGAGAGCUAUGAUAAGGCCAUAUCGCAACCUUACACUGAUAUGACCGCCACCGCGGCACCCCCACGCAGCCAGCUAGUCCCAGUACACUGCCCCGCCGCAGGGUUUUUUCGGCACUUAAAUCGCAGUCGCCCCUUCUCCCAGCCAAUCUCAUUACUUAGCCUGAACCUGUUUUUCGUGCUGGCGUCCAUCGAUCGAUCGGAUUUGUACACGUGCUCGUUCCUUACCGAAACGCCUACUCGGUUUACCAAUCGCCUCGCCAAUGCGCAAUGUGCACGUCAGCCACAUGCGCUCAGAGCUGAAGUUCAUUUGAUACCUCUCGCCUUUUCCGCCUUUCUGGCUAAGUGCUUUUAA